AUGUCGGAUAGUGAAGAAGUAUCAACCUCAGGCCGACCGGAGUUUCCGGAUCCAGAUCCGAAAGGGGGACCUGGGUCCAAGUUCCCUCUUCCUUCGUUGAUGAAAGCCAUCCUCGACGACCCGAGGGGCCAGGCCGCGAGGUUCCACAUAAGGGAUCCUUAUAUGCUAGUCCGACCGGAAGCCUUUCAUACGGUUCUUACUCCUCCCCCGGGCUGCACUGCGGUCUAUUACAAGUCUAUGGAGAUGGGGCUCCGAUUUCCGCUGACUCCCUUUGUGAAGGACCUCCUCAAUGCUUACAAUCUUUGCAUAAGUCAGAUCUCUCCGAACUCCUGGGGAGGAAUUGUUGCAUUUCAGACGAUAUGUGCCAUGUUGAGCGUCCGACCAACCCUGACCUUAUGGCGCAACAUGUUUAAGCUGGUCGAGAUGUCGGCGGGGGAUAAUGGCCCAGCUUGCUCUUUGACGCGCCUUUUAGAAUCCGACCCCGAAAUCGCUGAGAAACUUAACUACGCGGCAAUGAGGGCGGCUCAGCUGAAAGCCGAAUUGAAAGCCAAGAAGAUAGGCAUCCCAAAGAGCCCCAAGGAUCCUUCGAAGCCCAAGGCCUCGAAGAAGAGGAAAGAACGGGACCCGGAGAAGGUGGCCAAAACUGCCAAGGCCUUGGCCAAGGACCAAGCUGAGAAGGCUAAAAAGGCCAAGUCCAUAGAGGUUAAUAGCCCUCGCCCAGAGGAGAAGGCCGAUAAGUCCGAGGGGACCCGCAUUUCCGUCCACUCGGAGGACUUCCGACCAGUUCGGAGUCCUCAAUACACGCCGGCCACCCCUCGCGGCCCCCAUGACGACCCAGAGGAGCUCAGCCUUGCCUUGUCCAAGCCCUUUGCUGAGUUGGAUGUCCACGGGCUCGACACUCGCUGGACCAAUGCGGGCGAGUGCUUGUAUAGCCCGACCGACCGGGAAUACAUUGCGCAAACCAGGGCCCGGAGGAGACGAACGACCUGUUCCGCAGCUGGGUUGAGUUCUCCGCUCGGCUGGUCAACGUGGCUCGGAACAAAGUGCACCUGGCCGACAAGGUAUCUGACUUGGAGGCUCGAGGUAAAAAGCAUUAUGAGGAGCUUCGCGCUGCCAAAGAGGGCCAGAGGAUAG
Molecule: messenger RNA, 1134 nt
Organism: Beta vulgaris subsp. vulgaris (sugar beet)
Lineage: Eukaryota; Viridiplantae; Streptophyta; Magnoliopsida; Caryophyllales; Amaranthaceae
Exons: 4
Coding region: 1-1134 (377 amino acids)
Source: RefSeq, a predicted model, not a curated record